This is a messenger RNA of Danio rerio (zebrafish), 2066 nucleotides long. It is a transcript of the gene atoh8, whose product is annotated as atonal bHLH transcription factor 8. Gene Ontology annotation, cellular component: cytoplasm; nucleus; nuclear speck. The record is from RefSeq and is marked validated. Lineage: Eukaryota; Metazoa; Chordata; Actinopteri; Cypriniformes; Danionidae. Gene Ontology annotation, molecular function: DNA-binding transcription factor activity; protein dimerization activity.
ACAGAUGAACUGUCGAGCACAUUCACAAAAAUGUCCUGGCAAUGUCUGCCUGACUUCACAAGACUCUUGGAAACCACAGGAGAAGCACGUCACCUCAGAAAUACACUGACAUGGAGUUUUAAACAAGCGAAGCAGACAUGAUCCUUCCAGAAGACUUCACUGCAGCUGACCGAGCGCUCGUUUGACACUUACAGCGCGCUUCAGCUCUUAUUCAACAUUUUUUUCUUCAUCUUUUACUUUUUUUUAACUGGACUUAUUAGUCAGGCUGGACAUCCGAAAUGAAGAACCCACAUCUAAACAGUCCCUGCAAGAUCCUGAACACGGUGUCAGGAGACAAGAAGAUGAAACGGAAAGCACGAGAGCCAAUUAAGCAUGUCAGUGAGGAUCAUUACCCUUACUUUAAACUCUACAAAAACCCGCAUCUAAUGGCAGAGACACUUGGAGACGGUAGUCCGCAAGAAACGCACAGGUCGGAAAUCAUCACGUCGAGGGAUGACAGUGUCAGAAACGACGUUUUGAAUACCGCCGUAGACAUGAGGAUUAACACCAUAACUGCAGCAGAAGUACCUGACUCGAAAUUAAGAUCCGUCUCCGAAAAGACUGUCAACAGCAAAAUAGUUCAGGCAAGUCCUCAAGUGUCUGUUUUGAGCGCUCCGCAGGUUUUUCCUUUGGAGCGGGUUGUGUUGUCUCAGCGCGCAGCCUCUCAGGCGCCUGCAGGCGGGAGCGAGCGCGCGGAGUCGCCUAGGAAACGCGCUGGAGAGCCGUCUGGCGUCGUCACGGAGAUCAAAGCCAUUCAGCAGACUCGGAGGCUACUGGCGAACGCGCGCGAGAGAACGCGCGUGCACACCAUCAGCGCAGCCUUCGAGGCGCUCAGAAAGCAGGUACCCUGCUACUCUUAUGGGCAGAAGCUUUCCAAGCUGGCUAUAUUAAGAAUAGCUUGCAACUACAUACUGUCCCUUGCUCAGCUUGCAGACCUGGACUAUACACCAGACCACCGCAACAUGAGCUUCAGAGAGUGUGUGGAGCAGUGCACUAGAACUCUACAGGCAGAGGGUCGCUCCAAGAAGAGGAAGGAAUAAAAUGAAGAAAGUCUUCUGUGAAUCUGGAGCAAGAAGGACCUCGAACCAUGAAGACAUUUUCCCAAUGAGGGUAAACCCCUAUAAUGAAAGUGUAAAAUAGGUUUUACACUGCACUAUAUUGACUAAAGCUAAGGUUACUACAGCAAACUAGGUUCUGCUGUUGAACAACAUUUUGCACAGCAGAAACAUUUUUCAAAUACAGAUGACGUGAUAUCGGUUUCAUUUUUCAAUGUUGCAUGGUUGGUUGCAGCAGUCACAUACUGUCUAUUUAUUUGAGAUUUGCAGUGUUCCUACACAGUAAAACACCUGCUUAAAAUGUCCUGCCUUAUCAUGUGUGCAUUUUUCUUUUUUUUCUUGUAAUUCAUCUAAUUAAGCUAUUCUUUAUUGUAGCAGUUACAUUAUAAACACUGAUAUAAAUGAAAACGGCAUAUGAUGAACUGAAAACUGUCUCCCAUUUGGCUUGUAUUAACAUUUGUUCUCGUGCUUGUAAACAGGAGUCUGUGCUUUGAAAAAUGUGCGCUCUGGCUUUGCCAACCAUUUGUUUAUGUUAGUCUGUAUUUCAUAAAUGUAUUUACUGUCGAAAUACUUCAAUGUAGUGCAAGAAUUCAUCUUCAUUACUGAGGAACUGCUUAUAUCAGCAAUAACAAAAUGUUGGUGACCUUCCAAAAACACUAAACUUCAAGAGGAAACAGACCUGGACAUAAUGACCUGACCUGGGAUCCCUAUCAGCAGGUCACACUCAGCUACAACAUCAACAUGAAGGAUUUAGUUAUGCCAAAGUCAGUAUUGUGUGUUGCUCAAAUAGGGUUCAAAUAAAAGUUGCCAAACAUGUAUCGCAAACAUGAGAGUCACUGCAAUAAUGAUAGACUGUUCAUGUAUUUGCUUGUUUAAAUGCAACUGGCAACUCUUCUUUAGGUCAACCAGUGUAAAUAAUGUAUUUAAAUGUAUGCAUUUGUUAUGAAUUAAAGCUUUACACUUUCUGUUCCA